This is a messenger RNA of Suillus plorans, 153 nucleotides long. RefSeq lists its product as uncharacterized. The annotation marks the transcript as partial. The record is from RefSeq and is a predicted model, not a curated record. Lineage: Eukaryota; Fungi; Basidiomycota; Agaricomycetes; Boletales; Suillaceae. The transcript has a single exon.
AUCAACUCUUUACACCGCGUUGCUCACCUCAUCCCUAUCUACGGCAAACAUUUCAUUCCCCUCGACAUCACGUUACAUGUGUCCUAUGAUGCUUUUUGGGUGUACUAUGUUAAUAAGUAUGUUGAUCAUCACAUGUUUGAAAUCGCAUCAUAA